This is a messenger RNA of Onychostruthus taczanowskii (white-rumped snowfinch), 8237 nucleotides long. It is a transcript of the gene ZBTB1, whose product is annotated as zinc finger and BTB domain containing 1. Lineage: Eukaryota; Metazoa; Chordata; Aves; Passeriformes; Passeridae. Bases 1814 to 3709 code for a protein of 631 amino acids. The transcript is spliced from 3 exons. Gene Ontology annotation, biological process: negative regulation of transcription by RNA polymerase II; regulation of immune system process; regulation of cytokine production. Gene Ontology annotation, molecular function: protein binding. The record is from RefSeq and is a predicted model, not a curated record.
GCAGCUGCCAUUCACAAGCUCGUUGUCAGUGUAGUUCAACCCAAAUCUCAAGGUUCCUGUUGCCAGACAAGAUCUUGUGCUGGGGGUGAUCCAUAGGAAUUGCUACUGUGUGAGUUGGCAGUAGGGAAUAUUGCUGGGUGGGGUGAGCAUGUUCUUUUCUCGAGAACUUGGGAGCCUUUCUGCUGUGGCAGUCCUUUGUGGAAUGAAGAACGGGGACUUAAUUCUGGGUUUGCUGCUUAACAAGCCAGGCAACGCCUAUGACUUGUGAAUUCAACACUAAUUGUGGAAUUUCUCUACCCAUUUUUCCCCCUAGGAGAUAUAAGCUGUUAGGAAAAUAAGAAGAAAAAUGGAGCAUUUGUGUGUGUUGUGUUUAAAUUUUGGGCAGUUGAAAGUGUGGUUGCAAAUCAAUCCAUGCAUUUCAUUGAGUCAUAAAAUGCCCUUUAGUAUAUAUUAUUUGCUAGCCUGGACUUUAUUUGCACAAACCUCAUACAGUUAUUUGUAUUGUUUGCAAUAACCUUUCAAAAUGUUAAGAAUCCUCAUUACUGCUUUACGUUUUUCAUUUCAAUUAGGGUGUUCUCUGUGAACCCUCUUCUGGUUCCUGACCCCCUCAGCCUGUGCAGUUAGAACAGCUUAUGUGAUCAGUAAAGGUUUUCCAAAGUGAGUCGUGACUAGGUGCUGGCCACACUUGGUGAAGUUUGUCUUUAAUCAAACACACAGCUCCUGUAUACACUGCAUUUCUUCUGGAUAUUUUUGUUAACAUAAACCAUGACAUUUUAUUCCUCUUUUCUCUUGAGGGCAAGUUAGUCCUUUCACACAGAGCAACCCUCAGCACUGGCAGACCUUUCUCUCCAGUCUUUGCCGAGGCUUCAUUUCACUGCGGCUCCACCUCUGGUUUGCCGGCUCUCUCAGUUCUCCAUUGCUGAGUUUUUCUUUGUCCGGUUUCCCAUCUACGUGUUUUGGUUACAUUUCAGCGCUCUGAACGAGUGGUUUAGAGAGCAGUUGGAGGCACGGCGUGCACCACUUCCUGCCUCUGCAGUCCCUGUGGCUGUCACGCAGCUCGCCUGGUCACCAUCUGCAGCUCUGGGCUCGAACGUGGGACGUGCCACCGCAGCCGGGCUGCCCUCUGCUUCUGAGAAGGCGUUUGAGUUUGCAGUUCCUUGUUUGCAGGACGCCUUGCAGAGAAGGUUGAGAUAGUCCCUCAGCUGCCACAAAGAGCAAAAUGUGUGGAGUAGCUUGUGUGGGUGCUCUGUUGUAUCUUAAUUUCCUUUAAUGGGGAGGGAAAGACCAGUUUGAGCCUGGCCUGGUUUCCAGUGUGUGUUGCAUCAUGUGCCUGUUGGACUGACAGGUAAAAAGGCAAGUUGAGACUGAAGAGUGGUUUCUGACAGCCAGCUUACCUUGUAUAGUUGUUGUCCUGGGGCCAUCUUACAGAAGUCUACCCUGUGAAGUUUUUGAAGUUCUGCAUUCAGAAUUCAUAUCUGAAAACCUUGGCUGUAGGACUUGGAGAUAUAUUUGCUAAUUUAUAUUCUAGCAGCUCUGAUUGACAUGUGUGCUGAUUAUGUUUAUUAGUUUACUAGUCUUGUAAGUCUAGUGGUAAGCACAUGGAAUUAUGGAUGCUUUCACUGGCAUCAAUAUUCGUAAGUAGUUACCAGCAGAGCUCUCCAGACAGGAAGCUGUACUGCAGACUGGCAGAAUAGGAAGAUCUAGAGAGAAAAGAGAUGGCUGUUCCUUCCUACGUUUAAGUAGGCUUUGGGUUUUGUGCUCAUGAUUUAACAGAUACCUUUUUCUUUAUGCAGGGCUGUAAUCGAAGUACAAGAUGGCAAAAACCAGCCAUAGCAACUAUGUCCUUCAGCAGCUAAACAAGCAAAGAGAGUGGGGCUUUCUGUGCGACUGCUGCAUCGCUAUCGAUGAUAUUUAUUUUCAAGCACAUAAAGCAGUCCUUGCUGCCUGCAGCGCCUAUUUUAGGAUGUUUUUUAUGAACCAUCAAAACACUACAGCCCAGCUGAAUCUAAGCAACAUGAAGAUUAGCGCUGAAUGCUUUGAUCUUAUUUUACAGUUCAUGUAUUUAGGAAAAAUUAUGACAGCCCCUGCCAAUUUCGAGCAAUUUAAAGUGGCCAUGAACUAUUUACAGCUAUAUAAUGUACCGGAGUGUCUAGAAGAUAUACAGGACACAGACUCAAAUAGUUUAAAAUGUUCAUCUCCUGCUUCUAGCACGCAGACUAAUAAAAUGAUAUUUGGUGUGAGAAUGUAUGAAGAUGCACUUGCUAGAAAUGGCAGCGAAGCAAACAGGUGGGGCAUGGAGCCGCCAAGUUCAACGGUAAAUACAUCCCAUAACAAAGAGCCUGAGGAAGAACCUUUGCACCUCAACAGCUUCCCCGAGCAACUGUUUGAUGUCUGCAAAAAAACCACCACAUCCAAAUUCUCUCACACGAAAGAGCGCGUGUCGCACUCGCGCCGGUUUGGAAGGAGCUUCACCUGCGACAGCUGCGGGUUUAGUUUUAGCUGUGAAAAGCUACUGGAUGAGCACGUGUUAACAUGCACCAACAGGCAUUCCUACCAAAGUGCCAGGUACUACAGUGCUGAGAAAAUAGACUUUAGUGAAAAGAACUCUACUUCUAAAAUGAUCUCCACACAAACAGAAAAAUACAAGGGGGACUCGAACCAUGCUGCGGACGAUUCAUCGUCUCCGGUGUCAAACAUCACGAGCAGAAAAAGCAGCACGGUUGCCUCUGAGACAUCAGGUGAAGAAGGAAGUAGAGCCUCUGAGAGGAAGAGGAUUAUCAUCAAGGUGGAGCCGGAGGACAAUCCUACGGAUGAGCUGAAGGAUUUUAAUAUUAUCAAGGUGGCAGAUAAAGACUGCAAUGAGUCUUCUGACAAUGACGACCUGGACGAUGAACAGGAAGAGCCCCUUUACAGAUACUACGUUGAGGAAGAGAUGAGAGAGAAGAGAAAUGCUCGGAAGACUCUAAAGCCUCGUUUAUCCAUGGAUGAGGAUGAAAGAAAGUGUUUGAAAAGUCCACGGCACCUUAACAGCAAAGCUUCUUCAGUGCAGGAAGAUGUGGAGAAUGCUCCCUGUGAACUUUGUGGGCUAACAAUCACUGAGGAAGAUCUGUCCUCUCAUUAUUUAUCCAAACACAUAGAAAAUAUAUGUGCUUGUGGCAAGUGUGGUCAAAUACUGGUCAAAGGCAAGCAGCUACAGGAUCAUGCACAGACCUGUGGAGAACCCCAGGAUCUGACCAUGAACGGGAUCAGAAAUUCUGAGGAGAAAAUGGACUUGGAAGAAAACCCCGAGGAACAGUCAGAAAUAAGGGACAUGAUGUUUGCAGAGAUGCUAGAGGACUUCAGGGACAGUCACUUCCAAAUGAACAGCCUUCAAAAAAACCAGUUAUACAAGCAUUCUUCCUGUCCUUUCCGCUGCCCUAAUUGUGGCCAGCGUUUUGAUACUGAAAACCUAGUGGUUGAACAUAUGUCAAACUGCCUGGAGCAAGAUCUGUUCAAGAACUCCAUGUUGGAAGAGAACGAGAGGGAUCACAGGCGUAAGCAUUUCUGCAACCUUUGCGGGAAAGGAUUUUAUCAGCGUUGCCACUUGCGGGAACACUAUACCGUUCAUACCAAGGAAAAACAGUUUGUUUGUCAGACAUGUGGGAAGCAGUUCUUAAGAGAGCGCCAGUUGCGGCUCCACAAUGAUAUGCACAAAGGCAUGGCCAGGUAACCAUCCCACUACAUUGCGGGUGGUCACCAGAGGGACUUCUGCUUCUGACUCCCCAGAAAAUUAAAGAGAAAAGUAACAUAUUAUCCUUCUCUCCAUGGCAAAAAGCCCCAAAGACCGUGAAAGUUUGUGGAAAUGCAGAUAAGCUGGCUAAAAAUAGAGUUUGCUGAAUACCAUAAAUUACUUUUGGUUUUGGCAGCAGAUACACCAGACUUCUGGUAUCGGUUACGCUCCUCUUCCACAAGUCGUUGGUAGGGCUUUUAUUUAGGAUGCUAAAGAUGGUUCUCUGGUUUCUUCCCUGCCUGUGGGUUUCCUACUGGUACCUACUGGUAGAAUCCCAGCUUCCAAAUUACUGAGGUUCUGGUUUCUAGCCAUUGGUUAUUGAAUUACUUAGAACAAAUCAGAAACAUUUUAAGAGACAAAAUCUAAAGUAUCCCUCCUUUGGGAAAAGGAUAGAUACAGUAAUAUUUUAGGAAGAGGAAAUACAGGGUAGGAUCUCUUGGAACUGAUGAAGAAAUUGUCUUAGUAUGUCUCACAACCCAGGAGAGAGCUGAGAUGUCUGAGCUACAUUGUUAUCAGGUGAAUUAAAUAGAAGUUGUGUACACUUACAUAUGCUGUAAAAUAUGACACUUAAUACUCUGCGUGCCUGGAAGUCUGAGGGUUAGCCCCACCUAGUCUGCUUUCAGAUGGAUUGUGUUUCACUUAGAUCUUACUGGCCAUUGCUGACACGGUCAGUUCUGCCAGAAAAGACAGAGGUCCUGGUGUACAGUAACUUAAAAAACAGCAAAAUAAGUCAAGACACAAGAGAUUUUUACAGUAAUUGUUACGGUUCUUUCAGCUUUAGUUAGUUGUGCAAAGAGUUAAAUAGUUCAACGGCAGUUUCCUUUGGAGAAUGUUUAUUUGAUCAAGUUCAGUGUGGCUUAGACCCCAAAUAGAAAUACCAACUUCAAACAGAGCACUGCUAUGAGAGAAGGAAUAGUCUGUGGCCUUCCAGACCUCACAAGCUAUGUUGGUUUGUUACACAGAGUCAAAACAAAGAUGUCCCUUAGAACAGAUAUACAUUAACUCAGUGUAUUUCACAUGCCACAUCUUUUAUCUCCCAUCUACUUCUCUCCCUGGUCCUUUGGGCUGUGACAAGGUCACUGAGAUCCUGGAUGAAGUACAGUCUCCUCAGUGAAAAGCAUAUAUGGUGUGAUUGGACCAUCCAAGCUACUUAGAUUGUUAGAGAAUGUUAGAGGAGCUAUUGCUCCUGUUUACUAAGUCUGAAGUAGUACAUCCUUUGGAUUUUGGAACAGUGCUUAUCUUUGCUUCUUGGUUCCCUUUACAUUGCAGGAAGCAGGGUGAGGAAGAACCCAGUGGGUGCUUCUCUUAGAUGGAACCUGGAAGAUCUUGUUGGCUGAGGCGUGUUGUUGUUUUGUUUCUUCAGGUCCUUAGCUGGCUGAAUCUUCAGACUUCUAAUAAAUGCACUAAGCUUUGAAAAAGCAUUAUUAAUGCAUGAUGAGAUAGACCAAGUUCAGCCACUGAACAUAAGAGUGGAACCCAUGCAGAUGCUGUUAGCGCAGGAACCUGGUAUCGAGCCAAAUCUGGAGAGCUAUCUUUGAUCUGUCUCCAGAUCCUCCUUUUAUUUGUAAACAUCCAGCUAAUCACAGACUUCCUCUGACUUUGAUGAAGUGGAAGGAGCCGCAUCCUCUGUAAGCUCUGGGAAAGGCUGGAAUUCUGCAGAGGCUCGGGAUGCGGGGAUGGGGGUUCCAGCGCCAUCUCGUGGCUCGCUGGGAACGCGCCUGUCCCUAUUCCCAGGGCUGGAAUGCUCCAAUUCGCUGGGAGGAGGGCGAAGCAGAUCCUCCCGCGGCUGUGCAUCCCCAAACAGUUCUGUGCUUAGGGCAGCUGGGCGAUUUUAGUCUGCGAGGAGGGCACAGCGUUUUAUCUCUGACCUCCCUUCCUGCGGGCUACAGGCUCUCGGCAGUGCCGGCAGCUCCGUGUGUGCUGCACCCAGCCCACCGCAGUUGGCACUGAUUAGCAGUGUUUCUGCUGUCUCAUCGGAAAAAUGUGAAUUAAUAGUCACAGGCAGCCCACCUUCCCGCACUCAGAGGUGGUCCCACACAGCACAGCCGAUGUAUUUCAGGGAGGUGGUGGAAUGAAGCUCAGUCGUGUGUGAGAGUUGUCCACAAUUUGGAAAUGACAGAGAUUUUGGACUGCAAAGUGCAGGCCAGCAUGGUAAUGAACAGCAAUGGCAAACUGAUGUCACCUGGGGAAAAACAGUGCUCACGUGCAUAUUGUAGUUAGAACACCUUUUUCUCCUCCUUUGUUAGUUUACAAAAAAAAAAAAAAAAAAGUACUUCCUGACUUCUGAGGUAGUCGUGUAAGAGUUACUUUGCAAUAACAGCACUGGUCCACUGAAUUCCCCUUCAAGAUUUUAAGGAUGUGGUAGGCAGACAUAUGGCCUUGCUGCUAGAACCAGCAGUACUUCGAAGGUAGCAGUUUGUCCAAGACAUGUUUCCCCUAUUCACAUUGCCCUCAUGGCACAAAACAAAAGCCUUUUGUCCCAGCUGGCCUUUUUGCCCACCUUAAGUAUGUGACAUGGCACCGAGGGCAGAUAAAAUACCAGACAAGUGAGUGAGGGCCUGGCCACGGUGCACACCGAGGUGUGGAGCAUCACUUGAGGCUUUCCUCUCCAAGGUGUGCCAGGAAAUUCAGCCCUGAGCUGGCCUCGAGGUGCUUUGGCAGUAGUGAAAUAGGGACUUCUAAGCUUCUGAACAACUGAGAGAACCAGAUUUGGAGAAGACAUGAGGAAGAACUGGUCGGCAAAAGAUUUCAUAAAAACUCAGAACCUCGUGUGCCAGAUCUGAAUUGGCACCACCUUUGCUUUUUUGACAUACUGCAGCAGUCGCAAAAGGCACCAAAGCAGUCAAAUUAGAACAUGCAGUAAAAGUUGUUUUGGACUCUUCUAUGUAUCAUAAAUCUCACUUCCUUGUGACUAUUACUUGCAGCUGUAAGAAACAAAUUUGAAGUCUUUCAUGGAGCAGACAGCCAAAAGAGGCAGAUGCCAGGUGUUAAGGGCUGCAAUGAAAUGAAUUUGCAAAAUUUCUAUCCACAUGCUGGAGUGCUCCUUUUCUGAAAUGCGGCUUCUUAGAGUUGUGAAAAACUGUAGAUUUUUUAGUUCAAACAUUACAAGCGUAUACUCAUGCACAAUGCUAAACUAUCAAGUGUUAAAAAAGAAAAAAAAAAAAAAAGAGUAAGAGGUGAAAAAAAAUCUUAAAAACUGAGGACAGAGGGUCCCUAAGAAAGGACAGGAUGGUGAGAGAGAUCCAGCUCCAUGAUUUCCCCUGCUGCCAUGAUCAUCAUUUGCAAGCUGAAGAGGACCUUCCAUGGAGCACAGUGCUUGUAUGUGGAGAGUAAAGAAAUGGUGCUCUGUUCUUUUAAAAAGAAUGGUGAAAAUUUUUUACCGACAAGGAGAUGAGUAAAUGUAAAAUAAUCUUCACAGGGCACAGGGUGCAUCUUGUUCCGGAGCUAAGCCUUGCAAAAGCUGGCUCGAAGAAGAGAAUCAGACAUUCAUGUUCAUAUUUGAACAUUUUAGGAAUAGUAAUGUUUCCAGCUAAAUUAAUGGGGGGAGGGAAAAGCUCUAACUAAAAAAGUAAUAAGGCAGUAAAUGUUCCAAAUUAGGAAGCAUGAAUUAUAAAAGUAUCAAUUUCUUUUGCUUCCCUCAGACAACAGUGGAUCAAAUUAAAACAUGUAAGCAGACUAAACAUGCUGAUUAUAUUCUGCUGUAGUUACAUAUUUUACUAAUUCUACUCAUGAUUAUAAAAGGAUGUUUCAUUGUUCACUAUAACUGUUAUCUCAAGAAGAGUCUGUCUAUAAUUUUAUUUAUAAUUGGCAUCAUUUUCAUUACUGUUGUUACAAAGUGUGUACAAUAUUGUCUGUAUUGCAGCUUGUAUAGGGCAUGUGUCUGUGCUUGCUUUGCUCUUUUUGAGUUUAUAAAGUUACUAUACAAAUGCAAGAAAAGAUGUUCAGAUAUCUUUGAAUGUGGUUGCUUAAUUACGUAGCCCCCAAUGUUUCAGCAUCUAGAUGUUGAAGGUAUCAGCUCUAUUAACACAUAACACCUCCAACAUUAAUGUAGGUAUUUUAAAAGCCCCCAGAGCAGCACUGGAAUGCUGACACCUCAGUCCCAUUCACUAUAUGGAGUAAAGGGGAGGAUGGUGAAUAUCUGGGCAAAGCUAGAUACCACUGGGGACUCUGCAGGGAGGAGGCACAAGAUACCUAAGAGCAAAUGGGAUCUGCUUUCUAUAGUAAACAUGAAGGACCUUAAGAGCAGGACCACCACAAAGCAGAAGACAGAAGGGAAUACAUUUAUAGCAUCGCCUUCAACAGUAUGCAAAGUGUAGGACAUCUAGAACAGGCUGUGACUGUUCUGUAACUUAGCAAUUACUUCCAGUCUAUGUAGAGUAUCAGUAAAGACAUUCCAGGUUAGUUAUCAUCAUCUUUAAAGCUUAUUCUGUGCUUUGCGACAGUAUCUUUAAUAAAAUACUCUUACAAA